Messenger RNA from Phacochoerus africanus (Common warthog), 2023 nucleotides. It is a transcript of the gene C1QTNF3, whose product is annotated as C1q and TNF related 3. The transcript is spliced from 6 exons. The coding region runs from base 214 to 1173 and encodes 319 amino acids. Gene Ontology annotation, molecular function: protein binding. The record is from RefSeq and is a predicted model, not a curated record. Lineage: Eukaryota; Metazoa; Chordata; Mammalia; Artiodactyla; Suidae.
UGGGAAAGUGAUGAAUGGGGGCCGUUCUGCCCGCGGAGGAGGACCGCUCUCCCUCUGGCAGGCCGGCAGCCUUAUUUAUUACACAGCGAAGUAUAAAACCGCCCCGACCGGCAGCCGCCCUCCUCUCCAGCCCUGGCACUUGCCGGAAGAGACCACGGCGCCCGGAGUCCCAGCCGUCUGCCUCGGGGAGGCUCUGUGGCUCUUUUGAGAACCAUGCUGGGGAGGCAGCUCGUCUGUUGGCACCUGCUGGCUUUGCUUUUCCUCCCUUUUUGCCUGUGUCAAGAUGAAUACAUGGAGGUGAGCGGAAGAGCUAAUAAAGUGGUGGCAAGAAUAGUGCAAAGCCAUCAGCAGACUGGCCGUAGCGGCUCCAGGAGGGAGAAAGUGAGAGAGCGGAGCCAUGCUAGAACUGGGACUGUGGAUAAUAACACUUCUGCAGACCUAAAAUCCCUGAAAGCCGAUGAGCUACCGCACCCCGAGGUAGAUGACCUAGCCCAGAUCACCCCAUUCUGGGGCCAGUCUCCACAAACUGGAGGACUGCCCCCAGACUGCAGCAAGUGUUGCCAUGGAGACUACAGCUUCCGAGGCUACCAAGGCCCCCCUGGACCCCCCGGCCCCCCUGGCAUUCCAGGAAACCAUGGAAACAAUGGCAAUAACGGAGCCACUGGCCACGAAGGGGCCAAAGGUGAGAAAGGAGACAAAGGUGACCUGGGGCCACGAGGGGAGCGGGGGCAGCAUGGCCCCAAAGGAGAGAAGGGCUACCCGGGGAUUCCACCAGAAUUGCAGAUUGCAUUCAUGGCUUCUCUGGCCACUCACUUCAGCAAUCAGAACAGUGGGAUUAUCUUCAGCAGUGUUGAAACCAACAUUGGAAACUUCUUUGAUGUCAUGACUGGGAGAUUUGGGGCCCCAGUAUCAGGUGUGUAUUUCUUCACCUUCAGCAUGAUGAAGCAUGAGGAUGUCGAGGAAGUAUAUGUAUACCUCAUGCACAAUGGCAAUACGGUCUUCAGCAUGUACAGCUAUGAGACAAAGGGGAAAUCCGAUACAUCCAGCAACCAUGCAGUGCUGAAGCUGGCCAAAGGGGAUGAGGUUUGGCUGAGAAUGGGCAAUGGCGCUCUUCAUGGGGACCACCAGCGCUUCUCCACAUUUGCAGGCUUCCUGCUCUUUGAAACUAAGUAAAUGUAUGACUAGACAAACUCCAUUUUGGGGAAGACUUAGAGCUGAGCUGUUAUUGUCGUGACCUAAGGGACUUUAGAGUUGAUGGUUCUACAUGCUGUAUUUAAAUUGUUUUUAUCGGUUACUUUUUAAUCACACUACAGGUACAUCAAUAAUGUGGGAUGACUCAGGGGCUCAGAAGAGUAAACCACAAAACCAGUCUUCCAAGUGACCUUAACUGAUAUACCCAGCCACUUUUAUCACUCCCUCCUAGGUACCUAAAAGAGAAUUCCCUUCUUGAUGCAGGUUGGAAAUAAUUGUUCCCAUCAGAGAAGUCAUUUGCAAAGUGUUUCAGCUGCCAUAAUAGCAGCUUUCAGGAACCCCUGAGGUUUGGGGUUCAUCAUUUUAACAUUUCAGAGAACAGGAUGCAGUGGGUAUGAUGGGUCCAGGGAAAGAAUAGGGGUAUUUGCCUAGACCAAGCUACCAGCAGUAUCUAUAAAGCCUAGACAGGGAAGUAACACUUUGAUCCAGUGGGUCAAUAUUCAUGAACAAAGUACAGAUAUAUUUUAGUAAUUCCAGAUAGGUUUUAGAUAGCAAAAGUAUUCACUAUGCUCACAAAUAAUUAACUCCUUUUUUAUAAGGACAGCUAUAAUUAAAUCUUGACUUCUAAUGGCUUAUAUUUUUUGAAAUAGAGUUUUCCUGUGAUCCAGAAUUUGUUUGACCAGUUCUGGCUUAUCAGAUUGGCUCUUUUCUAUUGCAUUUCUUAUAUUAAAAUAGAGCUUUCUUGACUCUGCCUUGAGAUAAGUGUAAGUCCAUAUAGUAGAGAUAUUAUAUCACUUUUUUUUUUUCUUUUUAGGGCCACAUGUGCGGCAUA